AUGCCGCAGCAGUCGCUUCAGCUCGAAGAGGCCAUUGCAGCCGUGCAGAGCGGCUCCCUGUCGCUCCGCGAAGCUGCCCGGAAGUUCCGCGUACCCCGAACAACGCUACAGCGUCGAGUGCAACGUCGUGUGUCCACCGCGUUGGGGUCCCCACCGGCAGCUGCCGAACGUGUUGUUGCAGUUGCUCCUGUAGUCAGUCUCAGUGGACUGAACGCGUCGAGCGACUCGCCUCGCGACAAUGCAGUGGGGUUACAUGGGACCGGUCGUCGAGACGUUCCUGCAGUGGGUCGGAAGCGACCGGCAGACGAUAGCGAGACGCCGAACUCAGGUCCACGGAAGGUCAUCAACUGCAAGAUCCGACUGCUGUGCACCGCGGCUGGGAGUGCGCUGGACGAGCUGAGCAACGACAUGAUCAAGAAGGGCAAGUGCAUCUACAAAUUGGGACUGGGGCAGUCGCCGUUCCCAAUCCCGCAGUGCAUUGUCGACGAGCUGCGGGCCAACUCGCACCAGAGGGACUACUUGCCCGUUGCAGGGCUGCCUGAACUCUGCGAUGACAUUGCUGCGUGGGGAGCCGACCGCCUGCAUGUCCAGUACUCGCGCGACGACGUCUUGGUCGGCCCGGGAACGAAAGAGCUGCUGUUUGUGCUGCAGACAGUGUACUAUGGAGACUUGCUGCUGCCGAACCCGAGUUGCACGAGCUACGCGCCACAGGCCGCGAUUGCUGGCAGGAACAUGAUGUGGCUACCCACUCAUGCUGAAGACCACUUUGUGCUUCGACCAGAGGUACUUGAAGCACAUUGUGCCAAAGACCCAGAUGCUCCACGUAUCCUCAUCCUGAACAGUCCAUCCAACCCCACCGGGUGCGCUUACCAGGCCAACGAGUUGGAAGCACUUGCAAAGGUUGCGAGGAAAUACCGUAUCCUCGUCGUCUCGGACGAAAUCUACUCGGAGCUGCAUCACUCUGGCACGCACUUGUCGCUCUCCAAGUACUACCGGGAAGGGACCAUUGUCUCGGGAGGACUGAGCAAGUGGUGUGGUGCGGGCGGUUGGCGCAUGGGCUUCUGGCUCUUUCCACCCGGUAUGGACUGGUUGCGUCGUAGCAUGCUCGUCAUGGCGUCCGAAACCUACACGUCCGUGGCUUCACCUAUCCAGCAUGCUGCUCGACGAGCGUUUGUUCUCGAUUGCGUCGAACUCGCUUCGUACAAGCGCAAGUGCCAGAAAACGCUGCAGCUCAUCGGUCGGUGGUUUGCGUACCAGCUGCAAAAGAUGGAUGUUGAGGUACAAGUCCCUGAAGCUGGUUUCUACCUCUUUCCCUGCUUUCGACGACACUGCAAAGCACUCGCUAGGCGAGGUAUUGCCACGGACGAACAGCUCUGCGCGCAGCUACUGCAGGAUACAGGCGUGGCAAUUCUACCGGGAUCAGCUUUCGGACGUGCGCCCGAAGAGCUCUUUGCCCGGUUAGCCUUCGUGGACUUUAAGGGCGACCUCGCACUUUAUCUCAUCGAGAGCAUGCAGGACGAUCCGUCUUUGGACGCCAUUGACGGCUUUAUCCAGUCAGUCUGCCCAAAUCUAGACAUCGCCAUGCGCAAGCUCGCAGCGUGGAUUGCUCUCGCGGGACCGUCUGCCACACGUUCAUCGACUCGCGUCUCAGCAACUUCCUAG
Molecule: messenger RNA, 1662 nt
Organism: Hyaloperonospora brassicae
Lineage: Eukaryota; Oomycota; Peronosporomycetes; Peronosporales; Peronosporaceae
Source: the annotation of a GenBank genome assembly